This is a messenger RNA of Caenorhabditis angaria, 989 nucleotides long. Lineage: Eukaryota; Metazoa; Nematoda; Chromadorea; Rhabditida; Rhabditidae. The record is from the annotation of a GenBank genome assembly.
AUGAGCCAAUCACCGUGUAGUUCAAUAACGGGUCGAAAUAGUAGCUGUGGAAGUGUUGACAUCAAUGUGGACAACAAUAAUAGCAAUAACAGUCGAAUGUCGGAUGAGGAAUUGGCACAAAUAUCGGUGCGACAAUUGAAUCAGAAACUUGUGGUGAGUCGGGGGAAAUUGAAGGAUUCUGAUAGAAAAUUAGCCGAAAUUGGAAUUUUUUGGUUCGAUUCGCCUAGAGAUUUUUAGGACCAAACAUCUUUAGAACUGUGAAAACCUAAAAUUUUUCAUAAAUUGAGAAAAAGAGGUUUACUUCACAUGGCUAUCUUAAAGCCUGACCUAAUUUUUAAAAUCUACUCAAGAUUUGAAAAUUCGAAAUUUUCUGAUAAAAAUAAAUUGAAGUUUCAGCCAACAUUUAGAAAACGAGGUCUCCGUGGAUUUUGAAUAUACCCAGAAUUUGAAUAGUGAAAACCAGAUAUAUUUAUCCUAAUGUGAAUUUUUCCGUGACACUUACAAAUGUUACCAUGAAAAACUCCUUCCGUCCCCUUAUCACGUGAAAAUCAUAACUUUCUCCAACAAAUUUCAAAUAUUUCUAGGGUCAAGAUCGAAAUGUGGUAAUGCAACUGAAACAAAAGCGGCGAACACUGAAAAAUCGGGGAUACGCUUUGAAUUGCCGUGCACGACGAGUUCAAACACAAAUGCAACUCGAAGCGGAUAAUUUGGUUUUGAGAAAUCAGGUAGGCCAUCCUUUUCAUGCCUGGACUUUUAGACUGAACUAUAUAAGUUCAGAUUUUCAAGCCUAUAAAUUUCAGAUAAAAAUGCUACGCGAAGCACUACACGAUGCUCAAAUUCGCCUUCAAUAUUAUGAACCAUUUCAAACCACUUCUACCACCUUCUACACCCAUCAAAAUAUCCACCAAACCCAACAAAUUGCACCAAAUCAACACCAAUUCCUCUAUCAACAAUCAUCUCCACCAACUUCUACACCAUUCCUUCAAUAA